Sclerotinia trifoliorum is the source of this 1175-nucleotide messenger RNA. Lineage: Eukaryota; Fungi; Ascomycota; Leotiomycetes; Helotiales; Sclerotiniaceae. The record is from the annotation of a GenBank genome assembly.
ACAGGAGGUCAACAACGCAUUUCGGCCAUUAUUUUGAUUUUUUCUUCUUUUUCCUUUGAAGUUACUCGAAAUAGAGAUUGUUCGUGGAUAUCUUAACAAUACGAACUUCGGUGCUGAGGAAUUCCUCAUAAUGACGAAAUUUCGACCCUGUAUAGACCUGCAUUCUGGUCAGGUGAAGCAGAUUGUAGGUGGUACAUUGACAACUGCUUCUUCUGAUUUGAAAACCAACUAUGUCUCAAAAUUACCAGCUGGUCAUUUCGCAAAACUCUACAAGGAGAGUGGUCUUACUGGUGCUCAUGUCAUUAUGCUUGGACCUGGAAAUGAGGAGGCAGCUAAAGAGGCUGUAGGAGAGUGGGAAAAUGGUCUUCAGGUUGGAGGUGGUAUCACGAAUGAAAAUGCUAAGCAAUGGAUUGAUUGGGGUGCUGAGAGGGUAUGUUUCUUUCGUGUUACUGGUGGGUGAAGGAUUGAUGUUGAUUGGAAUAGUAGGUCAUUAUCACUUCUUUUCUAUUUCCCAAUGGGAAGUUCUCCCAAGAACGACUGGAUUCCGUAUUGGAAGCUCUUGGUGGUGACAAAGAAAGACUUGUCAUUGAUCUGAGUUGUCGAAAGAGAGAUGAUACUUGGUUUGUGGCUAUGAACAAAUGGCAAACCAUAACAGAUAUGGAGGUAAACGAGAGUAAGUAUUUCUUCACUUUCCUCUAUUCCACCAAUGAAAACUUAUACAUGUUCCAGCAUCUAUCAAAUCCUUAGAGCCAUAUUGCUCUGAAUUCUUAAUUCAUGCAGCGGAUAACGAAGGCUUGCAAAAGGGUAUUGAUGAACAACUUGUCAAGAAAUUGGCACAAUGGUGUAGUAUUCCAGUCACUUAUGCUGGUGGCGGGAGAAACCUUCAAGAUCUUGAUUAUGUCAAGAGACUGAGUGAUGGAAAGGUUGACCUUACGAUUGGAAGUGCUCUAGAUGUUUUCGGAGGUUCUGGGGUCACAUUCGAUGAAUGUGUACAAUGGAACCAGAAGCAAGUUGCUUCUUCAUAAAAUGCGUAAAUGCAAAUGGGGCGUCCCAGUAUCUCGUUACUGCUGUACCCCGAGUGCAACCUGGAUACCGGUACCAUGUAUCAAUCAUCCUUCUUGUUGGGUCGUCUUUGCCUCAACUUUGUGAUCUAUCAAGCUUUCGUGAUCAUUACC